Messenger RNA from Epithele typhae, 444 nucleotides. RefSeq lists its product as uncharacterized. Bases 1 to 444 code for a protein of 147 amino acids. NCBI's taxonomy places the organism in Eukaryota, Fungi, Basidiomycota, Agaricomycetes, Polyporales, Epitheliaceae. The record is from RefSeq and is a predicted model, not a curated record. The transcript has 3 exons.
AUGCAGCAGACUGUGCCGUGGAACCGCCCUUAUCAGCACCCUUGCAUUGCCGCCGUUCUCCGCGCGGUCUUCUUCUCCGGCGCAUCUUCGUACGCCGUUCGCCAUCCUACCAUUUUUGUAUCAACUCGUCCGGAUCGGUUGGAGGAACGAGAGAUUCCCAUCCCCAUGCUUGCUCUUGUGUGCACUGCUAUACAUGUGUCGCUGUCUGAAUGGCGUCAGGGAACUCACAAGACUUCGCCGUUCACUGCGGACGCCUACCUCGACGUUUAUAAUGAGCAUGUGUUGCUCUUGAACGGCAUCAAGGACAACAAUGUGCGCGCUUUCCACACCACUAUGCACCGGCUUUUCGUCUCUGCGAGUGGCAUCAACCCAGUCACCGUCGUCACCGCCGCCACCGCCGAUGCUAUCUCCCACGUCGACUUUGCCGGCAUGGAGGUCGACUAG